This is a messenger RNA of Salarias fasciatus (jewelled blenny), 529 nucleotides long. Its product is annotated as elongin-B-like. Gene Ontology annotation, molecular function: protein binding. The transcript has 4 exons. Gene Ontology annotation, cellular component: VCB complex; elongin complex. The record is from RefSeq and is a predicted model, not a curated record. Bases 72 to 431 code for a protein of 119 amino acids. Gene Ontology annotation, biological process: transcription elongation by RNA polymerase II. NCBI's taxonomy places the organism in Eukaryota, Metazoa, Chordata, Actinopteri, Blenniiformes, Blenniidae.
GCAAGCGGUGCAGUGUAGUCUGCUGCACAACACAGAGCUGGCGCAACUGGCUAGCUAGCCAACCACCUGAGAUGGACGUUUUCUUAAUGAUUCGGCGUCACAAGACCACAAUCUUCACAGACGCCAAGGAGUCCACCACUGUGUAUGACCUGAAGCGUAUUGUUGAAGGAAUACUUAAAAGACCACCUGAAGACCAGCGGCUCUACAAAGAUGAUCAGCUGCUAGAGGAUAACAAAACUCUUGGCGACUGUGGAUUUACCAACCAGACUGCCAGACCUCAAGCUCCAGCUACAGUUGGUCUGGCUUUCCGUGUGAACGAUGAGAUGUUCGAGCAGCUGCACAUCGAGGCCUUCUCCAGCCCCCCAGAACUCCCCGAUGUGAUGAAGCCCCAGGACUCUGGUAGCACUGCCAAUGAGCAGGCGGUGCAGUGAUGGCAGGACGAGGAGGCGCGCGGUGGAGGGAAGGAUGGAAGUGGGUUUGUGUGGAUUAACUGCGGUGAAGAAGUAGUAGCGGGGUGGAGGUUGUGUAA